AUGUCGAAGGAAACAACUGUUGUGCAUGAGUUAGUAGCUCAUUUCCUCAAAGAGAAUAAUUAUGUUGAUACCCUUGACCAAUUUGAAAAAGAGCACGGUAAACAAAUAGUAUCCAAUGCGCUUAAUGAAGUGGAAUCACUUGAGCUGAUUGUGGAGGAUAGACUCAAUUUCAAUCUACUUCAGGAUAGGUUGAAAAAUACAUCGAUUGAUACUGGAAUCUAUGAGGAACUUCCAGUUGGUUUAAAGCAAUUAGUCUCGGAAAGGUUUGAGAGUUGGCCGGUGCCUUAUCCUCAUGUUCCUCAUGCUUUGGACACCAAAUCCUUGAUCAUUUCUAGUGCGUAUGAUCCAUAUAAUGGAAGUGUUUAUUUUUCCUCGAAUGAUUCAAAGAUUAUUAUUGUGAAGGAUGGUGUAGUGGUGAAAACAGAGAGGUUUCUGGAGAUUGUGAAGAAAGUCUUGGUUGUUGACGAGACGAAAGUUGCACUCAUUGGAAUGAGCGGGACAAUGUACUUGAAAAGGAGCGGUUCACUUGAGCUGGUCUCGGAAUUUUCUACCGGAUCAAGGUUCAUUGUUGAUGCACAGCAUAUCAAGUACAAGGGAGUAGAUUAUAUUGUUUUGCUAGCGUGGAAUAAUGUGUUGAAGUUGUUCAAAAUUGGCAAUGGCAAAGGCAAAGGCAAUGAUCAGAGUGAGCAAAGUAAGCUAGUCUCGGAGAUGAAAUUAAACCAACAAGGAACCUGUUUCAGUGUGGUUGAGUACCAAGGUCAAUUGGUUUUGGUGUUGGGAAAACUUGAGAGCACAUUGCUUGAAGUCUAUACCUUGCAAGACGACACGGAGUUCCAGUUGAGGUAUAAGAUCUCCAUAAAUGAUGCUGAAUUUACAGCAUCGAGUUUCUCUCCGCGGUGUAUUAUAGUAACCCCAAGUAGAGAUUUGGGAACAGUUCCAUUGAUAGCAGUGGCCACGUCCCACGAACCGUAUAUGAGAAUAAUAGUUGUGUCACUUAUUGAGUUUGGUGCCGCUUCUUCUGCAUCAAACUCUAUUAGUCGAAACCAGAUUGUUCGAAAUUUCAACACAUUAGCGCCUCAAGAUAAGUUUUCGCAACCUAAAAUUGCGUGGCGGUUAGAGAAGGGAAGAGAGAAUGAGAAUCAAAAAGAGAAUGAGAAUGUGGAUAGGAAAAGGGAAAGGGAUGUGUGUGGACUAUGGGUUAUGGGCGAUGAUGGGGUGAUGAGGGGUUUGGAUGUUGUUGAGAGCAAGGUUGUAGUUGAGUUGAAAAGAGAGGAUCUGGCGAAACAGAACUCGAUUGGCCAUUCUGGCAAGAUCAGGGAGUUCAUUGCGUAUAUCGAUGAGAAGGGUGGUGAGAAUGUAAUUUCUGCAGGAUUGGAUCGUCAAAUAAUCCGAUGGUCUAUUGAAUAG
This is a messenger RNA of Lodderomyces elongisporus, 1407 nucleotides long. RefSeq lists its product as uncharacterized. NCBI's taxonomy places the organism in Eukaryota, Fungi, Ascomycota, Pichiomycetes, Serinales, Debaryomycetaceae. Bases 1 to 1407 code for a protein of 468 amino acids. Gene Ontology annotation, molecular function: protein binding. The transcript has a single exon. The record is from RefSeq and is a predicted model, not a curated record.